AUGACAUGGCCACCUUGGAGAAACAGUCGCCCUGCGUUCACGAUCACCCUGGCCUCACAUGAAGGUGACAAACCCAUGAUGAAAUCCAUGGCGGUGUGGGACUAUGGGUGUCAGGAGAUCGGUAGGGGCCGCAGGAACUCAGAGUCUGUCGUGCUCCUGGAUGGCCGGAGAGGGGUGAAGAGCGAGCCGACUGGAUUGUGUCACAGCGCACGGCCACUGGCACACUUGUACAGGGAGUUCGUGCAGUCCUGUACUUCAGUAUCAAUGAAAGCCAAUUGGAGAUUGGGGCAACUCUGUGUCAGUCAAGAUAAUGUGUGGUGCAACCGGCCUCUGAGCUACACCCGACCCCAUCACUUGGCACCUUGGGGCAAGUGCAGUCUCGCCUUCACCAAGUCCAAAGAGACCCGGCCCUACCUCAAGCUUCCACAGUUCAAGGAUCGUGCCAGUGAAAGGAUGGGAGACUCCCAGAAGCCGAUGACACUAAAUGAAAAGCCGCCAGUUGACUCAGAAAGCUUGGCGAUGGGAAUAAUGAAAGAGGUGGCCUUGAAGUGGUUCACCGAGACCCAGGCUGAACUCAUCCUGCAGAACGGCCGGUUACCCGAAUGGUUCCAUGGCUUCGUUAUGCGGAAAGAAGCCGAGAAUCUCCUGUGGGAUAAAGGUGUUGGCCAGUUCCUCAUCCGCCUUAGUGACAGAGCCACCGGCUACAUAUUGUCCUACAAGGGAACCAAUCGUUGCCGUCACUUCGUUAUCCACCGGCUGAAGAAUGGAAGGUACAUGAUCGACGGCAGUAACCACACCCACAAGGGCCUUGCAGCACUAAUUGAUUACUACAUGACAGAGGCCAUUCAACCGUUCGGAGAGGUCCUCACUGAAGCCUGCAGUCAGUAUGACAGGGGUGAUGUGUACGACCACAUUAGUUUCGACCCACCCAACAGUUCAUGCUCAGACGAAGUGGAGGUGAAAGAAGUAACGAUUAGAAGACCACUCCACAGUCGCCCUCAGCCCCGGCAGCAGGACCCCACCAGUGACUGGCAGUGCGGGAGGCCUCCCGCCAUCCCCCCGAAAGGCUGCAAGGUGCCCACUGGCAAGAGGUUGGGCUCGGCGGACAACUACUCCUCUAACCACGAGGAUUCUGAUGUCACGCCUUUCUUGGCAACCAAGAUGAACUUGGCGUUUGAGGAAGAGAGCCAACUGGAAGCCAAGUAUGGGCAAGUUCAUAAACUCCGAUCCAAGAAACCGCCAGCCAUGGAGUCGGCCGUAGAGCCCGUGGUCUGGAGAACUCACACCAGCUCGGUGUUCAGCGAGAAGGUGGAUGACAGGAAGUCCUGCCACCGCAAGUGGGAACCAAACAGUGCGGUAUAUUCCCUGGCCAUGGAAUCCCAGCCGAUAUAUAAUGAGCCCUUUGAGCUGACGACAAGUAGCUCUGUCACAGACGUUGUGUACACGGAGGUGGACGUGAAUCACUUGCGGUCUGGCACUUCACCCUCUGCCAGUGACGGCUACUUCUCCACAAUCCCAAUGCCAGCUGAACCCAACUGCCAGGCUUCGGAGGCCAAGUACCCGGGCUUGAGCUCUGGCCCGUUGACUCCCCCUCGACUGUCACCCAAUUUAAACAACAGGGUGAAAUCGAUAUCACCCACACACUCUGCACCGAAGCCAGGGGCGAGUCCAACCUUCCCGCACAAUCAUCGGCCACUUCCUCAGCCUUGCGACAGCAGCGAACGACUGCCUUGCAAAUCCUUUCUGAGAGGGAAAGAAACCUCAAGUUCAGUGGAGAAUAUGUACGAACAGGUUCCUGUUGCAUUCUCAAAGCGCAGUCAAACAAAGCCAGACAAGGAUGAAAUGCGUAAGAAGUGGUUCUCCGACUGGAAGUGCAAGUAACAGAAGGAGAGCCUUGUCCCUCUCCAGUAUCCAAGCUGCAAACCCGGAGCCGGUGGAAGAGCUGCCGAGGGGCACCACGUGACAUUGAUUCUGUAACCCACUGGACUACUGGCACUGCCAAAUAUCUACUACACUGUUGAAAAUGGUCCAACAUUUUCCUGCACUGACACUAACCCUGGAUUUGUCCACUGCUUAGAAAUCAAAUUCUGACCCCAAUCCUUCAAAUAGUUGUCGAGUUUGCUAUAAGCUGUCGUUAGCAUGAACGUGCUUUACUCACUGAUUGGAGAGUUAAUGCUUUGCCUUUGUAUUCUACUUGCCCUUCUGCAACAGGGCAUUAAGCUGACACUGGCACUGUAAAUGGGAUGACUGAACUUUGUGUGCAAGAGAUUUAACAAUAAAUCGGUGCCCAUUUUACACCCCCCCCCCCAACGUCAGAAAGCUGAACAUAAUGGAGAGUUGUGAAACAGACUAAUUACUCUCACCCCUUCUAGCCCAUGCUUCUGUGUUGGAAUCACCCCCUUUUACUUCUCUCCAGAGCCUCUGUAAGCAAGGAGCAAGUGACCUGCUUUCAGGUUCCUACAAAGUUCACUACAGAGCCAGAUACAGUGAGGCUGUGGGCACUUGGUCACUGUUAAACUCACCCAGGUGAGUGGUUAAGGGAGUCAAAGCUGCAGUUACUAUCAUACAUACAACUACAUGAAUAACUUACAUGCAGCCUAAUCAUUGGCACAGAGCAGUGUGUAAGCGGGUCGCACUGGCUGGAGAUCAGAUACUCCCUCUGUAUGGGGUAGGUUGAACUUCAGUCUCGUCUACAAGCUCAUCCUGCGUGGAUUAGACAGGGAAGUGAGUCACCCUGCACCGCAGACCAGUUUUACCUUUUGCUGAACUUGAAAACUGCUCAGAGACGUGAAAGAGCAGGGUGGGCUGGAUUUCCAGUGCCCCUGCCCUCUGAUACUGUUUGGCACUCAACGGAGAAACAUGACCUUUAACAGAACUGUUUUCAUCUUCUAUCUUGGGAUCAGAUAGUAAAACAGCACACUGACUCAUGAGGCCAGCCGCACAAGAUGCAUCAGUGGAAACAAUGAUUUUGCUGAUAACUACACUGGCUGCUUGUUCGAAGUGAAAAAUGUUCUGUUUCAACAUCCUUAAUCUCUUUUCAAAUGUUGCAUUUUAUAAUUCCUCCAGUUAUGUUCUUGGUAUUUGAUUUAUUUCUUUGUGUGAGGGGUGAGAGUGUUUGAGAGGUAACCUCCUCGUCUCACUCUUGUGCAGUUGGCUCCUGGUGACGGGGCGCUGACAAGAUGCACGCGGGCAUGUUGCUGGUUAGGUCUGCUUCUGCAGCCCUUGCUCAGACUCUGCUCCCAUGAAGGAGUGCGACCAUCUCCAGGUCUGGAGAGUGUGUCACGUGGAAGGCCGUGGUGAAAUUGCCUCUCCUUCUCUUUGCCGUGGCAAUGGUGAAGGAAGGUACUCAGUAAAAUGUUGAAAUUGCCAUUUUACUUACAUUAAUUACUUGUCAUUGCUUCCUCCAUCAUACCACCAUGUCAAUGUGGUCACAGAAUAGGCCACUCAGCCCUUCCAACUAACUUUGACAUUCUAGAUUGUAGCUAUUCUGUGCUGAUGCCAUCAGCUCACUCCAGUUCCUUAACCCAGUCCCUCGACCAAGACAUUUUUAACAGUUCCUGAGAGGCAAAGACUGUUCCAGUUUCUGCUGCUUGAAGCAAGGUGCUACAAACCAGCCCAUACAACCCACAGCUCCACUAUCAUCCUGGUUAUCUACCACAAAUACAAUAAUGUUAUCUUAGUCUCUACUCAUGCACACUACCAGCAGACUUUGUCAACACUGGGGCUGAGACCCUCUAAGACAAAAUGUAUUGACAAAAUGCAAGCUUAAGGAUAAGAAAUAAUAUUUGUACGAGCAGGUGUGAAACUGCAUUUUUUUAAAUGUUUAAUCAUUCUGUACUUCGCUUUGUGUUCUUUCUCAUGUUUCAGUUAUUAUUGACUCAGACCAUGUACAGUU
Molecule: messenger RNA, 3895 nt
Organism: Mobula hypostoma (lesser devil ray)
Lineage: Eukaryota; Metazoa; Chordata; Chondrichthyes; Myliobatiformes; Myliobatidae
Exons: 9
Coding region: 1-1881 (626 amino acids)
Cellular component (GO): cytoplasm
Source: RefSeq, a predicted model, not a curated record